UCACUGUAUGGACUGUAUCCUUACAAGUCCAGUAUGAUUGGCCUGGAGACCCUGGGCGAUCCUUCAGGGAGCUGGGACAUAGUGGAAACCAUCGGCAAAGGCACAUACGGCAAAGUGUACCGAGUGACCAACAAGAAAGAUGGCAGUCAGGCAGCAGUUAAAGUGUUGGACCCAAUCAAUGAUGUGGAUGAGGAGAUAGAGGCUGAAUACAAUAUCCUGCGGACCCUUUCCAAUCAUCCAAAUGUAGUGAAAUUUUAUGGCAUGUUCUAUAAGACUGACAAGCUGUCUGGAGGACAACUGUGGCUCGUCCUGGAGCUGUGCAAUGGCGGCUCUGUCACUGAGCUCAUCAAAGGACUGCUCAUGCGUAGCCAGCGUCUACAGGAGCCUGUAAUCGCAUACAUCUUAUACUGUGCCCUCUUGGGUCUCCAACAUUUGCACAACAACCGGAUUAUCCAUCGCGACGUCAAAGGCAACAACAUUCUCCUGACAACAGAUGGAGGAGUCAAACUAGUUGACUUUGGUGUUUCGGCUCAGCUGACCAGUGCACGGCUGCGAAGGAACACGUCUGUUGGGACCCCGUUCUGGAUGGCUCCAGAGGUGAUUGCCUGUGAGCAGCAGUAUGAUUACUCGUACGACGCCCGCUGUGACGUGUGGUCUCUCGGCAUCACGGCCAUCGAGCUGGCAGAUGGAGACCCCCCUCUAUCCGAGAUGCACCCAGUCAAAGCUCUUUUCAAGAUCCCUCGAAAUCCUUCCCCUACGCUGCGAAAUCCUGAUCAGUGGUGCAGGAGUUUCUGCCACUUUAUUGGACAGUGUUUGAUAAAAGAUUUUGAAACCCGACCCUCAGUGACCCACCUUUUGGAGCACCCCUUUAUCAAACAGGCCCAUGGCAAAGAAGUGUCAGUACGACAACAGCUGUCAGCUCUCAUUCAGGAACAGCAGGAGCUGGGCUGCAAAACCAGAACGAAACAUGAAAGAAUCAGCACUCGGAAAACUAUUGUGAUAGAGAGUUGUCCAGACGAUGAUCUUGUAAACCUGGAGUUCCUUGAUGAGGAAACCAUCAUAAACCAUCUCCGUAAGAGGUAUGAGGAGCUUCAGGUAUACACAUACGUGGGAGACAUCCUUAUCGCUCUCAACCCUUUCCAAACCCUUAGCAUCUACUCUCCACAGUUCUCUAAAUUAUACCAUGGAGUAAAACGCGCGGACAACCCCCCACAUAUCUUUGCCACUGCUGAUGCUGCAUACCAGGGGAUGGUAUCUUUCUGCAAAGAUCAGUGCAUAAUUAUCAGUGGAGAAAGUGGUGCGGGGAAAACCGAGAGCGCUCAUUUAAUUGUUCAACAUCUAACAUUUUUAGGAAAGGCAAACAACCGGUCACUUCGAGAGAAAAUCCUACAGGUAAAUCCACUUGUAGAGGCCUUCGGGAACGCCUGCACCGCCAUCAAUGACAACUCCAGCCGCUUUGGAAAAUACCUGGAGAUGAAGUUCACCCACACUGGGGCGGUCAUAGGGGCCAAGAUUUCAGAAUACCUGCUGGAGAAAUCUCGGGUCAUCAAACAGGCCUUGGGAGAGAAGAACUUUCACAUAUUUUAUUACAUUUACGCCGGGCUUUACCAUCAAGACAAACUCAAGACCUACAGGCUGCCAGACAAGACUCCUCCAAGGUACAUCGACUGUCAGCAGUGUAAAUUAAUACAGGACAUUGCCACGUGCAAAUUGUACACUGAACAGUUUGAUGCAAUUCAAGAGUGUUUCCGAAACAUUGGCUUCACAGAAGAGGAAGUCAACUCUGUUUACAAAAUUCUCUCUGCUAUUUUGAACACGGGGAAUAUUGAGUUUGCUUCCAUCACAUCGCAGCACCAGACGGAUAAGAGUGAAGUGCCUAACUCUGAGGCCUUAGAGAAUGCCGCCUCCCUCCUCAGCAUUGGGCCAGAGGAGCUGCAGGAAGCCCUCACAUCCCAGUGUGUGGUGACCAGAGGCGAGACCAUCAUCCGCACCAACACUGUGGACAAGGCUGCAGACGUGCGAGACGCCAUGUCCAAGGCCCUGUAUGGACGCCUGUUCAGCUGGAUCGUCAACCGCAUCAACUCUCUACUGCAGCCUGACGACAGUAUCUGUGCGGCUGAGAGUGGCAUGAAUGUGGGAAUCCUGGACAUCUUUGGAUUUGAAAACUUCAAGAAAAACUCAUUUGAACAAUUAUGUAUUAAUAUUGCAAAUGAGCAAAUCCAGUUCUACUUCAACCAGCACAUAUUUGCCCUGGAGCAGAUGGAGUACCAGAGUGAGGGGGUGGAUGCCAGUCUGGUGGAGUAUGAGGACAAUCGGCCCAUCCUGGACAUGUUCCUGCAGAAGCCCAUGGGUCUGCUGUCUCUGCUGGACGAGGAGAGCCGCUUCCCCCAGGCCACUGACCACACUCUAGUGGAUAAAUUUGAAGACAAUCUGCGGUGCAAAUACUUCUGGAUACCUAAGCGAAUGGAGCUCUGCUUUGGGAUUCAGCAUUAUGCAGGAAAGGUGAUGUACAAUGUGAAUGGAUUUUUGGAAAAGAACAGAGACACACUUCCUGCGGACAUUGUUGUGGUCUUGAGGACUUCAGAGAACAAACUUCUGCAGCAGCUGUUUUCCAGCCCCUUAACCAAAACAGGAAACUUGGCCACAUCGAGGGCGCGAGUGACCGCUGCCUCCAGGUCUCUGCCUCCACUCGGGUCAGGCCGGACCAAGGUGGACACCAUGGAGAUGAUGCGUCACCCAGGGGAGACCACCAAUAUGAGGAGACAAACUGUGGCCUCAUACUUCAGGUACUCACUGAUGGACCUGCUGUCUAAAAUGGUCGUGGGCCAGCCUCACUUUGUGCGCUGUAUUAAGCCCAAUGACGACAGACAAGCGCUGCUCUUCUGUCAGGAGCGUGUGCUGGUGCAGCUGCGAUACACAGGCCUCCUGGAGACUGUCAACAUCCGCAGACAGGGAUACUCCCACCGAAUCCUCUUUGAGGAGUUUGUCAACAGAUAUUAUUAUCUUGGCUUCCGGGCGCAUCAGCCACCAGAGCCUGAUAAAGACAAUGCCAUUUCCAUAUUACAACGAGCCAAAUUAGAGAACUGGGUGAUGGGGAAGACAAAGGUCUUUCUGAGGUACUACCAUGUAGAGCAGCUGAACCUGCUGUUGAGGGGGAUGAUCGCUCGGGUGGUGGUGUUACAGGCCUACACCAAAGGCUGGCUCGGUGCCCAGCGUUACAGAAGAAUAAAGCAGAGGAGACACAGAAGUGCCACUAUCAUCCAGUCUGUGUGGAGGGGCUAUGUGGCCCGUCUGCUCUAUAAGCAGAUGAAGAAAGAGCGAGACCAGGCUGCAGUCCGAAUACAGUCAGUUUAUAGGGGCCAUCAGGUGAGACAGGACCAGGGACCCCAAGACCAAGGCUCACCUGAGGCUGGGAGGACCAGGUUAGAUGACAAAAAAGCAGAUACCAAUCAUGCACAGAGACAAAAAGUCAACUCCGACAGACGAGACAGACAAGUGAAAGACGUGAACAGAGACAAAGGCAACGCAGAAGACAGCACAGUGAAGCCAAGCAGGGAGACAGUCAGACUGCGAGACAUGCAGUGUAAACAAGGUCCAGUGAUGAAGCCUCGGCACAGAACGGCUCGCCGCCGGGGCCAGCAGCCCAAGCUGCUCAACAGCCCUGAGGACAGCCUGUACUACAACCAGCUCAAUAGAACUUUGGAUUACCAGGGGAGUAAGAGGAAGCCGCGAAAACUUGGACAAAUCAAAGUGCUGGAUGGAGAUGAUGAGUACUACAAAUUACUGUCAACCGCAGAUUCUAUCCCUGAGGAGGAGUACGAGAGCCUGCCCCCCUCGCUCUCCUUCUAGUGGGCCUGCGGACGAGCAUGUCAACCGAUCAACUUCACUCAUUUGAGCUGGAUCACAAUCAGACCAAACCAGGAAAUGCUACAUAAACGAUCAACUACAGUUAUGUCAUUAGA
Periophthalmus magnuspinnatus is the source of this 3962-nucleotide messenger RNA. RefSeq names its product myosin IIIB (gene myo3b). Gene Ontology annotation, biological process: protein phosphorylation. NCBI's taxonomy places the organism in Eukaryota, Metazoa, Chordata, Actinopteri, Gobiiformes, Gobiidae. Bases 34 to 3849 code for a protein of 1271 amino acids. The transcript has 34 exons. Gene Ontology annotation, cellular component: myosin complex. Gene Ontology annotation, molecular function: protein kinase activity; ATP binding; protein binding. The record is from RefSeq and is a predicted model, not a curated record.